Molecule: messenger RNA, 1714 nt
Organism: Lolium perenne
Lineage: Eukaryota; Viridiplantae; Streptophyta; Magnoliopsida; Poales; Poaceae
Product: chaperone protein dnaJ 10-like
Source: RefSeq, a predicted model, not a curated record
AGCCAAAAAAGAAACUAGUAAGCCAAUUAUUCCCGCUUUAUAUAUGAUCGGGCGGGCGGAGGAUCCCCACCGCCAGACCACCGUACCGCACCGCCCGCCAGCUUUCGUCUCGCCACCACGCACCGCCGCCGGGCGGAGUAGACUGGCCGUGCGAGGAGAACCCGGGGCCCUCCGGUCGUGCUAGCGUGAGAUCCGGCGUCUGGUUUCGGGGCGGCGGUCGGUUCGAUGGUGCGGGAGACGGGGUACUACGACGUGCUGGGGGUGAUCCCGUCGGCCACCGAGGCCGAGAUCAAGAAGGCCUACUACGUCAAGGCGAGGCAGGUCCAUCCCGACAAGAACCCCACUGACCCCCUCGCGGCCCAGAUCUUCCAGGAGCUCGGCGAGGCGUACCAAGUACUCAGUGACCCCGCACAGCGUCAAACAUACGACUCAUAUGGGAAAUCUGGUAUUUCAACGGAAACAAUGAUUGAUCCGGCAGCUAUUUUUGUUAUGCUAUUUGGUAGUGAGAUUUUUGAGGAUUACAUUGGUGAACUGGCGAUGGCAUCCAUGGCCUCACUCGAUAUUUUUGGUGAAGAUGAACAGAUUGAUGAAAGGAAGUUGCAAGACAAAAUGCGUACUGUACAAAGGGAAAGGGGGGAAAAACUAGCAGAAAAACUGAAGAAUAGAUUGAACGUUUAUGUUCAAGGAAACAAACAUGAAUUUAUCCAGAUUGCUGAGGCUGAGGUGUCGAGACUUUCUGAUGCAGCAUAUGGGGUUUAUAUGCUGAGUACUAUUGGUUACAUGUAUUCAAGACAAGCUGCCAAGGAGCUUGGAAUAAAAGCUAUCCUUUUGAGGGUUCCGUUUAUAGCUGAAUGCUUUCGAAACAAAGGUCAUUUUAUUAAAUCCCAAGUGACAGCUGCAACAGGUGCAAUAGCUCUUAUGCAGUUGCAGGAAGACUUAAAGAAGCAUCUUAGUGCGGAAUGUAAUUACACCGAGGAGGAUCUUGAAGCUUACAUGAAGAGUCAUAAAAGUGUUAUGGUUGAUUCGUUGUUGAAGCUUAUUGUUGCUGAUAUAGAGGCAACCCUGUCACGUGUCUGCCAAAUGGUGCUUCAAGAUAGCAGUGUUAGGAGGGAGGAACUGAGAGCUCGAGCUAAAGGAUUGAAAACUUUAGGCAAAAUAUUCCAGCGUGUUAAGCUCAACGUUGAAGGGGAAGCACCAACAGUGCCGAAUACGAUAAAUAAUUUUGAUGAUAAUGUUGGUAUCUCUCCUGAUUCAUCACCCGAAAUUCUCAGGGGGCAGCCAUUCGAUGCAAACCCACCGUAUAUCAGGAUCCUGCCUUUGGACGGUUGAACUGUCUGAAAACACUGUCAAAUGUUUGUGGAAGGAUGCUGCUGAUCAGGUGUAUAUGUGGGAAAUUUUGAGAACAGAAUCAGGGUGAGGCCCCUCCCUGUGCGUUUUUUUUUUGGUUUGGAUCAUGUGCUUAUCAAAUCGGUGCAGCAGGGAUUCAUCUCACCUUUUGUGCUAAAAAGUAAUCGAUGGCUUGCAAGUUUUAAUCCUGAGCAUGUUCAGUUCCUCCAUCGCUCAGCUCAACUAUGAAAUGAUGUAUCUACCCGGUCCAGACUUCAGAUCUGGAAAUCAUUUUUUUAGCACAAACUUGAUUUUGUAAACAGAUGUCUCAAAUAUCAAUGGUGUAUGCUAUCAUUUGUUGAUAUAAUUUAUGAUUUUGUAAUUUUUA